AUGCCACCAAAUGACAUCCCUUCCGAAGCAGUAAGUGGAAGCCCAUACACUACGCGAAAGAAGUCAAAACGGUACCGAAUGGUAGCUUUGGAUCUUGACGGCACUUUGCUUUCUUCGAAUGGAACCUUGGCGGACGUCCAAGCAGAAUACCUCCGUGGUCUGUCGGAGAAAGGGUUUAUUCUAUGCCUUGCUACUGGUCGAUCUGCCAGGAGAACAUAUGAUCACGCUGCCAAGUUGCAGAUUCCUAGACUGCCCAUCGUGUGCAACAAUGGAGCGCGUGGACUCGUUUGGUCUCCAGGCAAAUCGGAGGAUGAUCCGGUCAUUGCGGACCAAUUUCAAUUUCUAGUUCCAAAAGGCGUUGCACAACGAGCUAUCGAUUUGGCAAACAAGCAUGGUUUCUUCCUUCAAUACUACUACCGGGACUCUGUCUACGCUAAUGAAAAGUCGGAAAGCCACUACACUUGCACCAAAAAGUAUACCGAGAGACGAGGUAUCCGAAUCCAACAUAUCGAAGAUGACUAUCAAGAAAUGCUUGACAAGGAUCAGCUUCCAACCAAACUGCUGCUUUUAUUUGACUCCUCAGUAGACUAUGAUAACGCCCUUCAAGCUACUAAUGAUGCCUUUGGUCCAUCGGAGGCCACAAUAGUGCCAGGAUCUUGGAAAUGGUCUCGGUUCCUGGAAAUUCUGAAUGCGUCCAACAACAAGGGGAUGGGGUUACAGCACAUGUGCGAGCAAUUAAAGGUUCCACUGGACGAGGUGAUUGCCAUUGGGGAUGCUAACAAUGACAUUGAGUUUUUGCAAAUGGCCGGAUUGGGAGUGGCGGUCAAGAAUGCGGUACCGGAAGUCAAAGAAAUUGCGGAUGUCACUCUAGACUUCACCAAUGACGAUCAUGGACCCAUGCGAAUAUUACAAGAACUAGAGGAAAAGGGAGAAUUGGAUUUCCACCACGGCAGGCGGUAG
Molecule: messenger RNA, 960 nt
Organism: Cylindrotheca closterium
Lineage: Eukaryota; Bacillariophyta; Bacillariophyceae; Bacillariales; Bacillariaceae
Source: the annotation of a GenBank genome assembly